ACCAAGCCAACAUUCCAGAGUUGAGUCUGAGCCAGCUCACCUGGAUAGAGACUCACAGGAAGAUGUUCCUGAGUUGUAUCCGGCGAUGCCGAAGCCCAGGCCCCGAGAAACCCUGCUGUGGGCGCCUCGCCCAGUGGUGGGGACGCUGGGCCAGCCCUCACCCCCGACGCACCUGGCGCUUCAAGCAGAAAAAGACCAGGGUCCAGGACAGGUUGGCCUCGCCCCUGGCACAGCACAGCAGGCUGGGGUUUGCCAGCAGCCCGGACAACCAUCAGCCGACUAAAAUCGAUGACCUGCGUGUAGUGGGGGAGAGGGCAAACACACCCACAACUCCAAAGCUCUUGUACCGGGCAUUACCCUGGGUGCGCAAACCACCACAGGUCCCCCUCAGUCGCUUAAUCUUGGUAAAGGCCCAGAUAGAGCCCAGGGGGUCUGCAAAUGCCCAUCUGACAGAGGUGGCAGUGGGGCCCGACAACUUCGCCUGUGUCAGUGGUGAAGCAAGGUCAGGGCCAGGCCUGGCACCUGACCCCACGGCUGGGGCGGAGCAGAGCCAUGACCUUCAAGCAACACUCUUGCUGGAGCAGCGCUGGCCCUCCAACGAUGAGCGGGGGACAGCCAUGUCCCUGGGUGCCGAGCAGGGCUCAGUGGAGGCCCUGACACAAGAGUCUCUGGGGAUGGUGGGCCUGGAGCCAGAGCUGUGUGGGGCAGUGGAACAAGGGGCCACCCAGCCCCCAGCUGCAGCCAAGGAAGUCCCUUCUGUUUCAGCCCCAGUGCCACGCCUGUCCUUCCCCACCUCUGUGAUCCUGUAUUUCUCUUUACUCCUCCCCAUUGUGUUCCUUUUCUCCACCUUUUUGUCCCUUUACCAAAAUAAAAUUUAAUUUAUUACCCACUGUGAAGUGUACAAUU
Messenger RNA from Oryctolagus cuniculus (rabbit), 906 nucleotides. Lineage: Eukaryota; Metazoa; Chordata; Mammalia; Lagomorpha; Leporidae. The record is from RefSeq and is a predicted model, not a curated record.